Lycium barbarum (goji berry) is the source of this 5804-nucleotide messenger RNA. RefSeq names its product TMV resistance protein N-like. The coding region runs from base 1127 to 5563 and encodes 1478 amino acids. Gene Ontology annotation, molecular function: nucleic acid binding; protein binding; ADP binding. Gene Ontology annotation, biological process: signal transduction; defense response. NCBI's taxonomy places the organism in Eukaryota, Viridiplantae, Streptophyta, Magnoliopsida, Solanales, Solanaceae. The transcript is spliced from 6 exons. The record is from RefSeq and is a predicted model, not a curated record.
UUUUUCUAUAUUUUUCUACUUCUCAAGCUCAAUAAAGGUUCUUUUAGUUUUUUUUUCUUUUUUCUUUUUUGUGUUCUAUUGUAAAAUGGGAAGUUUGUAUUUUUUUUUAGUUCCACUCCCUACUCGUGGAUUUGUUUAAAUGUCGAAGAAUGAUAUUCAAGAUUCAUCUGGACCUACCUUUAAUUUUAGCAAAGAAAAAAAAAUAGUACUCCUUCCGUUUCAAUUUAUUUGUCUGAUUUUUGACUUGACCAAAGUAGGCACAAAGUUUAAGAAAGUGGCCAAAAAAAAAUUCUUGUAGUUGUUAACUAAGGAUAGGUAGAUUGUAGCAAAAUUCUCCUUAAUCUUGUGGUCUUAACAUAUCAUGUGAAAAUUUUAGAACUAAAGAGUUCUGAAAUAAGGAAACAAGCAUUCCUUUUUUAAAAAGACUAAAAAGGCAAGUAGAAAAAACAAAUUGAAACGUUAGGAGGAACAUUUUUUUUUUUUUUGCCAACUAAUUAGCUUUUUAUUACCAAAAUUGGAGUUAUGUACAGGGAAAAAAAAAUGUCAUUGUGAGCAACAUGCUCCACAUCCCAGUCAUCCUAAUUCUAAACAACAAUAAACAAAAUACAGAAACCAAUAAAUUAACUCUGCUAAACUGGGUAGAAAUUCAGUUUCUCAGGCCACUUAGCAGUUCUUGCAUCUUGUCUUGAAACACACAGUUCUUCUCUCUCCAUAUGUAGUAAACAACAGCCACCAACACCAUCCUAUACACUUCAUCCCUUGGGCACUUCCCGUUUGCAUUUUGAGUUGCCUAGUUUAACUCAGCAUCCCAAUCCCCUGGUGUUCUUGUAAUGCGACCUGAAAAGGUAAUUAAUUUUCCAGAACAUAGUUCAGAUUUGACAAAUAGAAAAUAGUUGUUGGAAUGAUCUAUCAGAAACAGCCUAUCUACCCCACAAAGGUAGAGGUAAGAUCUACGUCUACUUGUGGGAUACACUGGGCAUGUUGUUCUUGUAGUUGUUGGAAUGAUCUUUUUAUUGUUUUGUUGGAUUCAGUACUUCAGUAAGCUGUUCAGGCAACUCAAAAGCAGGACAUUCAUUCUCUGAAAGGACAAGAAAGCUCUAGGUAUUUCCUCUUUACUUGGAGAAAGAUGGCCUUUAACUCUCGAAGUUCAUUACCACAUUCCGAACGGUGGGAUUAUGAUGUCUUUUUGAGUUUUAGAGGAGAAGAUACUCGUAAGACCUUUGUGGGCCACCUUUAUAGAGAAUUAAGUCGAGCUGGAAUCAAUACCUUCAAAGACGAUGAAACACUAAAAAGUGGUGCAUCCAUCUCACCUCAACUUGUGAGUUCCAUAAAACGGUCAAGGUUUUCCAUUCUCGUGUUCUCAAAGAACUAUGCUUCAUCCAAAUGGUGCUUGGAUGAGCUAUCAAAGAUCAUAGAAUCUAGACAUAAACUUGGGCAGGAAGUUGUACCAAUCUUUUAUGACAUAAGUCCAUCGGAAGUACGCUCCCAGAGAAAUAGUUUUGCUGACGCCUUUUCCAGAUAUGAGGAAGAUUUCAAGGGUGACACCAAGAAGGUGCAUAACUGGAGGAAUGCUUUAUAUGAAGCAGCCAAUUUGGCUGGCCAUGAUCUGCAUAGCAGUACUUACAAUGGAAACGAGUCUAUGUGCAUUCAACAUAUUGUGAAAGAGAUAUCUAAUGAGUUGUGCCGAAAUUCAAUGAGCAGUGGCAAGCUAGUGGUAGCAGAAUCACAAAUUCGAGCUGUAUGUUCACUGUUGAUGAUGGAAUGUGAAGAUGUUCGAUUUAUUGGGAUUUCAGGGAUGGGUGGUAUUGGGAAGACCACCAUUGCAAGAGCCAUUUUUGACAGGUUUUCUCAUCAAUUUGAAGGUGCUUGUUUUGUUGCAAACAUCAAAGAAAAUCAAGCUAAACAGGGGUUGUUGUCUUUGCAAAAGAAUCUGGUUUCGGAGGUGUUGACAGUUGAAUCUGUGAAUAUAGCUAAUGAAUAUAGUGGAAUUGACUUGAUAAGAAAAAGGCUUGGUUCUAAGAAGGUUAUAGUAGUUCUUGAUGAUGUGGAUCACCAAGACCAGUUGGAUGGUUUAGCUGGAGACCGUGAUUGGUUUGGUAAAGGCAGUAGAAUUAUUAUAACAGCAAGGGAUAACCACUUGCUUUGGAACUGUUGUGAAAUUUAUAAGCUCUCUCAACGGGUGGUGCAGUACGCUGGUGGCCUUCCCCUGGCGCUUAAAGUCUUAGGAUCAUUCCUUUUUGGACGGAGCAUGAAACAGUGGAGAAAUGCACUAGAUAAACUGAAAGAUACCCCAAAUGAUGAAAUUAUUUCAAAGCUUAGGAUAAGUUAUGAUGGGCUGGGGGAUGCAGAGAAGCAAGUUUUUCUAGACUUAGCAUGUUCCUUUAUACCACCUCCUGCUUUAAUUAGAAAACUGCACCCUGAAAUUACAAUAGAUGUCCUGGUUGAGAAGUCCCUCCUUUUUGAGUCAUCAUUUGAAAGGAUUGGAAUGCAUGAUUUGAUUCGAGAAAUGGGUCGUCGUAUUGCACUGCAAGAAUGCCCGAGGCAUCGGAUAUGGCUUCAUGAAGAUAUUGCUGACGUGUUAACUGAAAAUAAGGGCAGAGAAGCAGUAGAAGUCAUACAAAUCCCUUUGAAGUCCAACUCAGAGGAAGAUAGUAUACACCUGAGCAAUGAAGUCCUCAGACAUAUGAAGCGAUUAAGAAUAUUUCUAUUACCGCCUCAUAAGAACUUCAUGCAUUUGUGCGCUCAUGAACCUAUAAAUUUUCUUCCUAACAGCUUAUGCUGGUUUGAUUGGUCAUAUUAUCCUUCACCAUCAUUGCCAAAAGAUUUCGGACCACCGAAACUAGUGGGUCUUAUCAUGUGUCGCAGUUAUCUGGUUAACCUUUGGAAGGGGUCAAAGCAUUUAAACAGGUUGACUCUUCUUAAUUUGAGUGACUCCCAAAAACUGAUGCAAAUUCCAGACCUUUCUGGGUCUCCAAAUUUGGAGAGGCUAUUCCUAAGUCGCUGUACUCAGCUCGUAGAGGUCCAUCAAUCUGUUGGAGCCAUCAAAAAGCUUACUUUUUUAGAUGUGGAAGGUUGUGAAAAACUUGAAAGGCUUCCAGCUAAGUUUCAAUCGGGGUCUCUUGAAAUUCUAAAUGCUUCUGGUUGUCGGAGUUUGAGAAGAUUUCCUGAAAUUCAGCAAAAUGUGAAUCGCUUAUCAGAACUCAGGCAGCCAUACUGUGGUGUAUCAACAUCAUCAUUUGAACAUGUCAAUGUCGCGAGCUUUCUAGAUCUGAGAGGCUGCAUUCACAUUGAAACUCUUCCUAGCAGCAUUUGCAGGUUGAAGAAUUUGAAGUUUCUUUACCUCAAUGGCUGUUCCAAACUAAAAAACUUGCCAGAAAACAUUGGUGAUCUAGAAAACUUGGAGGGGCUUGAUGCAAGUGAAACUGCCAUCUGGCGCACCCCUAACUCCAUCAUACGCUUGAGGAAACUGAAGUUCCUAUCUUUUCGGAAAGUACCCAGGAUUUCUCCUGUGAGAGAUUUAUGCAGCUGGGGAUGUUUUGCCCAAUAUGAUUUGAACUUUCAGUUGCCCAGUGUGUUAUCAGUCUUUUGCACACUUGAAAGACUGGAUCUUAGUGCUUGCAAUUUAUUUGAUGGCACUGUUCCUGAAGAUCUUGGAUGCUUGGCCUCACUAUUAGAGUUAAAUCUGAGCAGAAAUGGCUUUACCUAUUUACCUAAAAGCAUUGCGCAACUUAACCGCCUUAAACUCCUUGACGUAACCUAUUGUGAAAAGCUUAAAGAGCUGCCAGAGCUUCCUCCAAGUAUAGUGAAUCUGUUUGCUGAUGACCGCUUUGCUUUGCAAAGCAUUCAAACACUACCAACCAUGUAUAAAAAGUUGUACUUGGUCUCCUUCGCUAACCGGAAGAUGCACGAGAUGUGGUGUGCUUCUCGCGGGGAAAGUUCAUGCUUAAAAAUGGAAAAUUGUCCAAGGGAAAAUAUGAUUGACAUGCUCCAAGAUAUUCUCCCUAUAUUUUUCUCAAUGCUGCAGCUAAAGUCGCAAUUCGACUAUAUGUGGAAAUCUUUUUGUAUUGUCCUCUCUAGACAUGCUCCACGUGAUAAGGUUCCCAGGUGGUUCAAGUAUCGUGAGACACGGUCAACGAUGAUUUCCAUCAAACUGAAGGAACACUGGUAUAAUGAUAAGUUUAUGGGAUUUGCUCUGUAUUGUCGGUUUCCUUCCUUAAUUGAUUGCCCGCCAAGAUAUAACCAAUAUCGGCAAUCAGCUUUCUGUCACGUCUGGGGUACAACAGUCAAAACUAAAUUGGUACCCAAACAUGCUGCUAUGGGUCGACCAACACUUGAAAAUUUUGUUAAUAUGGGGGUAUCAAGUGCAGUUUCAACUGAUUUUCAGGACUGUUUGGUUUUUUGUUCUUUAAAAUUGGAUAAGAUGGAGGAAUACUUUAAAGGAAAAGGAAAAGACCCUCUUUUGGUAAUUAAUCCAAAUGACUACUGUAGAUUUGAGGCAUCUCUAGAUGGUCGAAUAUCAACAAAUUGGGGAAUUCGUCUUGUAUAUGCAGAUGAUAUUGAGGUAAUGAGGUUGAAAUGGACAAGGAAAUUUAAGAUAGAUUCCUUUUCGUAUCUCGCUGGAGAUAAAGAAUUUAUCCCGGGGAUUGAUGAGAGGCUGGGACGACUUCUAGUACCACAGGAAAUUGGCUUUUUAAUGUGGAGACUUCUUUUUGAUACUUUGCCAGUCCUGCCAACAUGUCCUAGAUGCUUGUCAUUCACUGAAGACUUUAAUCAUGCAUUCUUGAAUUGUAAAUACUCACAGCUUGUCUGGGUAGGAUCAAGAUUGGGCCUAAACUUUGAAGUUGGGAACCCAGUUCCAGUUCAAGAAUGGCUGACCACCUGGAUUUCAUCAGCUCCUCAAGAUGAGGAUGUAAGUUUCGCUUUUGCUGUCCUAUGGGCGAUCUGGAAGCACAGAAACAAGGUGGUACAUGAAAGAGCCGUUUUUGUUCCCUCAGAGGUUAUCUCCACUGCCAUCGAAGAACACUCAAGGUUUCCGAAUUCUAAAUCCAGAGAAGAAGAAGCUCUCAAGGAGGGGCCUAGAGAAACAGCCGUGGAUCUUAAAGCUCUCUUUGUUGAUUUUGAUGUACAGCAAGACGAUGACAUGCUAGUAAUAGAGGUCAAGGGAGCUUGGAAAGAGGGAAAAGAAUGGGCUGGAGUGGCGUGGCUAGCUUUUAACAAGCAAGGGGUUAAAGUGGCAGCAGCUAGAAAAUCACUGAAGGUCAUAAGUAGAUUACAUGCAGAAGUACAUGCCUUUGAUUAUGCAAUGAGAUGGGCUGCUACUGAAGUUUCUAAAGUCAUAAUUUUGUCUGACAACGGCGCCUUGAUUGAGCAACUUCUAUGUGGGGGAAGCUGUUCAGAUCAAGACAUUGUCUAUAUGUUGCGUGAAUUUCUGGAAUUGAUGAAAGAAGAAGAAAUGUUCUGGAAAGUUGUUAAAGUACCCAGUUAUGCAGUGUCAGCUGCAAAGAGGGCGGCAAAAAUGGCCAUGAAGACUUACAUGGAUGUACUAAACUCUGUGAUUUGGUGAUCAAGUUCAAAGAGCUUGGGCUUGUUAUGAACCUUUUUGCUUCAUUAGAGAGCUUUAUCUCAAGAAAAGUUGUUUCUUCAAUAAUGACUUAAUGGGGUAUAGAGCAUCCGUUUUUAUGUAAACAAAAAAGACCUAAUCAAGGAUCAAGCUAAAAGGAUACUACAUUAAUUUUGUUUGCACGUGAACGUAAUCUUCGGAGAUAGCAGGUAAUUUAUGCAGGUUUCUUCUAUUUUUUACAAAA